Messenger RNA from Homarus americanus (American lobster), 349 nucleotides. RefSeq names its product neuropeptide-like protein 29. The record is from RefSeq and is a predicted model, not a curated record. Lineage: Eukaryota; Metazoa; Arthropoda; Malacostraca; Decapoda; Nephropidae. The transcript is spliced from 2 exons. The coding region runs from base 24 to 272 and encodes 82 amino acids.
AACCGGACCUUCCUGUACUCAACAUGCACAAAAUGGUGAUCGCUGUUUUGUCCGUUUUACUGUUUGUGUCGGCUGUUAUGGCUGACUUUAGUUAUGGUGGCCGUGGGCAUGGUGGUUAUGGUGGGCACGAUGAUGUCUAUGGUGGAUACCGUGAUUAUGGCCGUGGAGGAUAUGACGAUUAUGGCCGUGGAGGAUAUGACGAUUAUGGUCGUGGAGGUCAAAGUUAUUACGGCCAUGGGGGUGACGGCCACAGAGGAUACGGUCGAUAUUGAUAUGGUGGUUAAAGAACGUGGAAUAAUUUACAAACCUUCAAUAAUGUAAUAUCUUGUCUAUAUUGUAUUCAAUAAAA